This is a messenger RNA of Exophiala dermatitidis NIH/UT8656, 6087 nucleotides long. RefSeq lists its product as uncharacterized. Bases 285 to 1400 code for a protein of 371 amino acids. NCBI's taxonomy places the organism in Eukaryota, Fungi, Ascomycota, Eurotiomycetes, Chaetothyriales, Herpotrichiellaceae. The record is from RefSeq and is a predicted model, not a curated record. The transcript has 3 exons.
GCGGCAUUUGUCAGUUAUUUUUAUGUUUUUGUACAGUUUGUACUCGUGCCUCAGAGUCCCGUAAUGUUUCCGCAUCCGAACCAGCCGAUGCACGAGACCAUUCCAUUCCUCAGCAACCCGCAACUUGACCCCAGCGCAGCCUGUCUUGUCAUACAACUGGCACUGGCACUGGCACAAGUUGUACUGUGCACAUACAUACCUACAUCCUACCUCCCUUCCAUCCUCUUCUCCUCCAUCCGUCCCCUCCGUUAUCCAUCACCACAUCACCAAAAACACGCCUCAUCAUGCAUUUACGAUCACCAGUACUCGCCAGUGUUUUGGCUUUGAAGGCCUCUGCGUUCCUCGUGCCUUUCGAAGUUACCAAGACUGGGGAAGACAUCAGAAACGAGAUUGCCUCCGCCUUCUUCGCAAAGACAGGCCGGACCGUCGACCUCGACUGUCCCGGAUGUCCAUUCUUCGGCGUCGAGGACACGAGUGAACUGCAAUAUGGCGUUGAAAACAAGAUACAUCUCGAGUUCAACGUCGAUUCAGACAACAGCCUAACAGUCAAUGGCGUCUCCAUCGUCCCCAAGAAAGGAGCCACUGCCACUCCGUUUGUGCCUCUCGCAGCGCCCCAGAUCAGAGUCGAAGAUGGAGAACAGACCGAGCCGAUCCUACUUGACUUUGCGUACGAGAGACUGCCCGCCAUCACGUCCGACGACGAAUCAGACAAAAUCAUCAUCCAUCCUACCAGACUCACCAUCCUUGGCCUACAAGGAAUCCCAGUCAAAGUGGACGAGCUAGCCAUCGAUCUUUUGCAAACUGAUAAGGGCACCUCAAUUGCCCGUAUCGCCAACAUUCCCUUCCAAGAGACACCGGGCGCAACCACUUGCGAUAACACAUCUUCCAAAUGGUCUCUAUGUCGGUUGAGAGCCAUCAUUGCCGCUCGACUUCAAUCCCUCAAAGAGGCUGCCAAAGCAGGUGCUCACGCCACCAAAGGUUGGGUCCACGGCGGCAAAGGGUGCAAGGGAAGAAAGAUGGGAGCACAAGGCAUGCACCACCAUGGACAUGGCCACCACAACACCAUGGGAGGACACCAUGACAUGCACCGCUUCGGCCAUGCGCUACACCAGACUCUACGGUUCUUCGUCAUCCCUGCCCUUCUCGGCGUCAUUGGCGGUCUCACCGCGAGUGCCAUCGGUAUGCUUCUGGGCCAGCUGAUUUCGUAUCUCUGGAUCAAAUUCCACCGCAACGGCCGCCGUGGUCACGCCUCAGACGUGCAAGUUGUCGAGAUUGUCGUUGACGAGGACGAGAAGGAUGCCUUGUUGAUUGAUGGCGAGUUGCCUCCUCCACCACAAUACGAGGAUGUGGAGCACAAUAAUGGCGAUACGGCAGUCGACUCGCCGGAUCAGAAGCAUUGAAACAGAAGAAAAGAAAGUAUUUUAAAAACGAUUGCAACAAGUUAAGGGGUAGGCUAGUGACAGGAACAUGGGACAAGACAAAAAGAUCGAAGAGGUGAUAAGGAACACCCUGGACCUGUUGGACUUGCAGCCCGUCAGCUCGACAUUAUCAAUUUAGCGAAUAAAUCCCUAGAACUCCGCUCGGAUGGAGUCUUUUUAUGAUUAUCAGCACGUCUCGUCUCUUUCCAAGUUGAGGAGAACAGAAGGGUCUGUUACUGCUGUUCAUUGUAUUUCCAUGUUACGUGUAGCCUUCUCAGGAUGGCGUUGAGAGAAUGAGAUCCAAUCCAAUCAAUCCAAGGCAGACUCGAUGCAAUUCGAUCCGAUCCCACCAUUUAACAGGAUUCUACAUAGAAUUUCCUUUGCCUCUCUUCCAGCAUGAGGUGGUGCUUUUAGUACUAUUAGUACUUACUUGCCCGGCAAAUUUUAACCACAUUCUUGUUAACUAGGUAGGUAGGUAGGUAUUCAUUGUUUAUUUGCCCCCUACCUAUAAUGUACGACAGUAUUAUAACCACCCACACCACCACCAUGAUUUUUAGGACAGUACCUGUGCAGUUGCUCACAGUGUACCGUGCCAGUGUACCCUACGAGUUCAAAUUGGACCUCUUUCCAACACCACUGCUCCACUUCCAACCGUGUCCCUCAAGGAUACAUCUCCUCUAGCACUCCACUCUUUCAAAUUCAAAUUCCAAUCCCGAAAUCGAACCUAGCAAUAUCAAUUCUGCGCUGAAUACUCGGCACGAAGCCCCAGUAUGUGGGACCAGUUCCAGUUUUCAUGGUAGAUCUCCGCAACGUCGGCGGCGGCUUGGGCGGAGCCAAUGGAGUCGACUUCGUCUUUACCAAGACUGGAUCGGUAGCCGGGUAAGUACUUGUCUCAGAGACGACAUCAGUGUCCGCCUCAGAGUCAUUUGUGCUGGCGUCGGUGUCGGUGUGGUGUCUGUCGUGAGUAAUUUCCAUUUGGGUUUGACUCCAAACUCGACUCUGAUUCUCCUGGCUCUGGGUCUGGGUCUCGGUCAUUAUGUCCCGACUGCUGGAUCGAGUUGUGGUUGUGAUGGUUGCAGAAGCCAGACGAUGAGGAAUGCCCUGCUGUUUCUGCUGCUUCUCUUCGACAAUUUGGAUAAGUGGGUGAUUUCGUCCAAACACAAAUCUGUAAUCUACAGCUCUGCCUUUGGCUUGAGAGACAAGAUUAAUGGCCCUGUUGAUGAUGGAGCGGAUGGCAAGACUGUGCGGCGAUAAGGAAUUCGUUUGGGCAAUUCGGCUUCCAGGAGUCGCGGUCGCGGUCCCGGUCUUGGUACCCCGUCUUGUUGCCGCAGCGCCGCCGGUCUCAGAGUCACAGGCUGGUCUUGGGCCAGAGCGAGAGCGAGAGUCAGUGGCAGUGAGAGGAGUAUUGAAGGUGGUUCUUAUCGACGAUCCAGCAGCAUCGGUUUGUCCGGUCAUUGGCGGCAGCGGCCUCGUUUCUUCGUAUGUUGGAGCCGUGGAUUCAGGUUCCGGAUGAUCAGCUGCACCCUGGCAUGGCAUGGCGCUAGGACCGCAGGUGACAUGAACUUCGGGUUCGAUGACUGAGUUUAUGGCAGUUGAACUGGAACUUGGGCUGGAGGUUGAAACCAUUGAAACACCAUCCACCUCCACGAUGGGCACCUGCGUGUCUGGUAUCUUUGGAGCACUGGACGGGAAUGUCGUGUCGUCGUCAAUGCCAAUAUCAAUAUCAAUACCGAUGCCCACAUCCAUCGGACCAGGAACGCCUCUUUCAGGCCACGACUCGACGGGACCGGUGGAAUCGGUUCGGGAAGGGUUGAUGACUUGCUGAGAACGGUGCAAGAAACCCCUAGAUGUCAUCUUAUCCCCGUCGAGAUACAGAGCCGAGAACAGAGGACCCCGUAUAAGGAUGAACAGCGCCAAAGCGACGUACGCCACGACGAUAGAGACGAAGAUAAGUCGGGGUCCUUGGUCUCCGAGGCCAGACCAGAAGGAGGGACUUGGUGGCCCGGACCUUGGGGUAGACGAGGGACUGCUUUGCCAUCGAGGAGUCGAGGAUUCUGCUUGACUGAUGGUCACUCCUCCUUCAUCGUCAUCUUCAUCUUCAUCAUCGUCAUCGUCAGAGUCAGAGUCACUUUCCGCGAUCUCCAACUUCGGAUCAGGAUCUGCUUGUGUUUCUGCUUCUGCUUCUGCUUCGUUUCCACCUGUAGGUCCAGAAGUGGCUCCCUGGUCUGUGGUAGCUGGAGAACUCUCUGCUUUCCAUCCUGCUCCCAAGAACGGAGUAAAUACCGUUUCGUAGCCGGCUUCGGCUUCUGAGUCGGUCUCGUCUUCAGCUGGAACCCUGCCUAAAGCCUUGCGGCCGAGGGAGCCAAGUGUAUUUGCGAAAGACUUGGCCGCUGAAACGACUGGUGCGGUGGCGGCCUUGAUCGUGGUUCCAGAAACAGAGCCCUUUCUGAGUCGACUGUUGGGUAUUGACCCUUUAGACAUCGGACCUGCAGGUGCAGACUCAGAGGACAAAGUUUUGAGAGCGCCUUUAGAGAUACUGUCGUAAAGGUCCGGCGUGCUUUCAGAUUUAUCAUCAAUGACGAUAAAGAUGUCUGUCACUGGUUGUCGAGGUUCGAACAUGGUGGCUCUCGUGGCUGUAACAGGAGUUUUUACCACUUGGGAAUGGCGUUCGCUAGGACUACCAACAGACGAUGGCGGUGGAUUCUCAGCCAGCCUAGAGGAACUUGACGAUCUGCUUCUUGUACUCCUUCUGUCCCAUUGGGUUUCCGGUGAGAAGCUGACCUCACGGCUCUUAGAACCACCGGAAUACUCUGAGCCCACGAGGGUCGUGCCAGGGGAGCUCUGUGUCGUUCCAGGAGAACUCUGACUCAUUGCGGGGGAACUAUGCGUCGUUCCAGGAGAACUCUGGCUCAUUCCAGGGGACCUACUGAAGCAUGUACUGUCUGUGCCUGCGGGCGAUGGUGACCUCGAUUUGGCGCCAGUGUGCGCCCCUUCACGCCGGUCAUCCUGGGACAGGACUGGGACUGCCGUGAGCGGCGGUUGUUGCGGAGACAUGGGUGACCGUCUGCGAAGCCCAGGAGUUUCGGGGUACUGUAUGGCACUGCUUGUGGCUGCAGUUUCUGCAAGCUUGUCCUUGUACACGGAAGGCGAGAUUGGAGACAUGAUUUCUUCGGCAAUCGUUUCUUCCACAGGUUCAAUGGAUUGUCGAAGUGGUGAACUUCUCGUCGGGCUAGAAGUUGAAGCCGGAAGCGCUGUCGGUUUUGUUUUGAUGGGAGCGAGCUUCUUCGCCGACACGCGAGCCUUUUCGCUCAUGCUGGUCCGCCUCUGGUCUCUGGCCCCCUUCAAGGCAUUCUCAAGUGGGAGACUAUGCGUGCCAGGUUGUGUCCCAGAAGAAACGUCUUCAACCAACGGAAAUGUCAUGGUUUUAUCCGAAUUCGGAUUGUUGCUAGGAGACUGCAGUGCUGCACGAACAGAGCUCAAGCCAAAGCCCUCCCUCCUAGGUGACGGGUCGAUUUGGGAAAGCCCUUGGAACUGAUUGACGAUGUCUUUGACUGAAGUUUUCUGUGGAGUAAUGACUCCGCUGAUGUUGGCUCCAGAUGACCGAUCACCCGCUACAUUGCUGGAUUCAGGCAGCGGGUCGCUCGAUGCUGUGAUUCCGACACUGCCAAUGCCUGUCAUCUGAAGCACAUUGACUCGCCGAGUAGGUUUGCCAGGGCUUUGAGGUAGAUUGAUGGAGGCUUUCGAUGUCGACUCGUCCGCACAGGCAUUCCCAGCUUCCGGCAACCGCUGGCCCUCUGAAGCCACUUCCACGCCGUCCUCUUUGAAUUCCGGAUCAGCAUCAGUUGAGCUAGGGGGCUUGUCUGUGCCCGUGGAAUGCCGUUCAGAAUUCAUGGACCUUGCCUCGCUCCUAUCCAGAGGCACAUUAUCAGAUUGUCCUGUUUCUGAUUGCACGAGCAUGCACUGAGGACUGGUUGAAGUGACAUAGUCGGUGCCGUCUUCAGUUUCAGUUGUUUCCAUGGAUAUAUUCGACUCGUCGUCGUCUGUAACCGAGAUCGGCUCACCUGCCUCUACCUUGUCCUCAUCUUCAGUUUGGUCGCUGCUAGUCUGCAGUCUCAAGGGUUCAGGACGACUUGGGCUGUCCAACAUGCGCAGAAUAUGGUCUGGGCUGGUUUGAGGACCCGAGGACUGUAGUCCUGACGCGUUUAUGAGCCUCUUUAAAUCCGCCACGUCGAGAGACAUGCGAGAGUGACCUGGAGAAGCGUUUUCAUGCUCCACUACAGCCAAGUUUAGCAGUUCAGGGCUGGCUGCCGCCGAUUGCAGGCCAAGAAGGGCAUCGCGGAACCAGUCCGGAGUGCUUCCCGCGGAGCCUGAUGGUAUUGACGAGGUCCGCUGUAGAAUGUUAUCAGGAGAGUUGUGCAGGGAAAACUGCAGGCUUGAACGAUUAGACCCGAUCGAGUCUCUGUCCACGGGCGGCGUGUGCCUGACAGUGGCAUUCUUAGGAGAAUUGACUAGGUUUUCCAACGGAGAGGCGACGCUGCUGCCCGGUGAGUUGAGGAAUGCCUCCAGAGUCUGGUAACGCGCUGCCGCCGAUGCUGCAGAGUGACGAACUCGUCGCUUCUUGGGCAACAGCGCAUUCAUUCGAGUGUCGCAGAAUCGGACUUGGUCCUGA